AUGUGGCUUGUUGUUCGGAGCAUGCUUAUGGUCCUCCCGCUCGUCGUGGCUCAAGAUGACUGCGACAACGCGUUUACUAAUGCCAUCCCGCGCGAAAACCAUCCCAGUCUAGCCCACCUCACGGACGACGUCUUCGAAGCCGUGAUGCAAUGUCCGUCCGACAUCGAAUGCUGUAGCGACGGAUCAUUCUCGUGCUUCGACUGGGCGUACCUGACGUGCUCCUGCAGCGACAACUGCGAGGACUAUGGAGACUGCUGCUGGAACUGCACCAACAAGGUCAUCGACUUGGGAUCUGCUCCGGCCAAGUCCCCCUGGCAAUGCAUAAGUUUAUCCCUAGCAGGGGGUGUGACCAAAAGCGUCCAACUCGUGUCCGGCUGCAGCGAUACUUGGCCAUCCGACGACGAGGUCCGCUCCAAGUGCGAGCGUGUUGACGCCAGCAUGAGCACCAUAUACUUUGGCAUCCCCGUGACGAGCAACAGCUCUCGAGUCACUUACCGUAACGGAUUCUGCGCGCUCUGCAACUACGACGUCGGCAGCGUAACUUUCUGGGACGUCAUCGAGAUCGCCAAUAACAGCAAGCUGCGGCUUCAGCCCCCGGACUAUCUAACGGUGGAUAUUCAGAAGCAUCUGCGCCGCUGCAGCAAGUUUGCUCCCUUGGACACCUGUCCCGUUGGUACGUCGGCGACGGUCUCUGAGAUGUGCCGCAUGUACUUCGCUCCCAUCGUAGAGUGGAGAGGACUGAAUGACGAAACGUACUAUAAGAAUGCCUACUGCGCGUACUGCAAUGGCGCCAACUUUGACCUGUUGUCUUGCCUCCCACCCGAAAAGAUUCAAAACUUCACGACAAAAGAUCCCAAGAUUUCGAUUGACAUAAACACGCUGGACCUCUCAUCCAUCUUCAGAACAGUCGGCAGCAACGAAACCUGCUUUUCCGGCUACAACGGAACGUGUUACAUUCAAGAUGUAACUUACCGCUACAUAAAUGGAACCGAGCUUGAGGCGACUACCAGCAGCCUCAUCCGCGCUUAUCUGACCAUGGUCUGCAUAUCGGUGUCCCUAGUUUGCUUGAUGCUCAAGCUCAUCGUCUACAUAUUUCACAAGCAGUGUAGGACAUUUUCGUCUCAAUGCACUCUCUGCUUAUCAAUGACGCUUUUCUUCACUCAGCUGUGUUUCCUCAUCUUCAACGUUCUUGACUUUGGCCAGGGUGUUUGUGUGGGGGCUGCUAUCGCGCUUCACUACGGCUUCUUGUCAACGUCAUUUUGGACAACCGUGCUUUCGUACAACAUCUGGAAGACCCUCAUACUCGUCCGCAGACCUUCCGGUAGCUGCAAGUCGUUCCCUCUCUACAGCGCUUGCGGCUGGGGCUCACCGCUGUUAUUUAUUGCCGUCGCCUCGGCCCUAAAUUGGGCCGCAAGCAGUUCAUACCUAUCUCCUUCCUAUGGCAUUCCCCGGUGCUUCAUAAACCGCAAGUGGGCGCACCUGGCUUUCUUUCUCCUACCGAUGAUAUCCCUGCUUCUGGUCGACGUCGGCUUCUACCUUCACACCAUCUUCACGAUUAAGAAGACCGAAUCGCAGUCGCAUAAAUUUGAGUUCAAAACCAGCGAGUCGCCGUCGCGGAUUCUCUUGUUCGUGAAGCUCGCCUUCAUAAUGGGUGCCUCUUGGCUCCUGGGUCUUCUGAGUGCCGUAGCCGACUCGUUGCUCAUCGACUGCGCCAGCAUCCUGCUCGUGGGGCUGCAAGGUGUAUAUUUGUUCCUAGGGUUCAGGGACCACAAACAUCUCUUCAGACUGCUGUCAUCAAGCCCGACGAUCAGCGGACUCUUCACGUCUUCGAGGUCAAGAUCGUCCACGUUAGGGACCACAGACGGUGCCCAUGCAAGCCAGAAUCGCCUUGAUGCGAUCGGGAGCCAUCUCAGGUCCGAAGGUUCCAGCGGUGCAGUGACCAAACAUUAGACAUGUCCUAUUAAGGGAAAUGUUGUCCUCUAGACUCGUCAAACACAAACUUGGAGCAAAACGUUUACUGAGCGCCCCAAUUGGACUUAGGCGAUAAAAGCGCGGCGUCAUUGUCACUAGAGUUCAGUCGGCGUGCUCCGCAAACUUCAGCCCGUACUUUAAAUUUGAUGAGCCUAAGGCUCCUCGUGGAGAUAACUUGUUUUUUUCAGUCAUCCAUCGAGGUGACCGCGAUGUGCACAGGAGGGUGAGUAGUAAACAUUCGUCCUUUUGGUGCUAGCCCCCUGCAGUCAGUUUUCUUUCGUGCUUCUCGUUAUUUAAUCAGA
Molecule: messenger RNA, 2273 nt
Organism: Ixodes scapularis (black-legged tick)
Lineage: Eukaryota; Metazoa; Arthropoda; Arachnida; Ixodida; Ixodidae
Exons: 1
Coding region: 1-1950 (649 amino acids)
Biological process (GO): G protein-coupled receptor signaling pathway; cell surface receptor signaling pathway
Cellular component (GO): membrane
Molecular function (GO): G protein-coupled receptor activity
Source: RefSeq, a predicted model, not a curated record